Molecule: messenger RNA, 1320 nt
Organism: Helianthus annuus (common sunflower)
Lineage: Eukaryota; Viridiplantae; Streptophyta; Magnoliopsida; Asterales; Asteraceae
Product: BAG family molecular chaperone regulator 1
Exons: 4
Coding region: 323-1129 (268 amino acids)
Biological process (GO): protein stabilization
Cellular component (GO): cytoplasm
Molecular function (GO): adenyl-nucleotide exchange factor activity; protein-folding chaperone binding
Source: RefSeq, a predicted model, not a curated record
AUGACCAUUCCUUUUGUUCUUUCCUUCUUAUAUAUAUAUGCAUUUUUAUUUUUCCUUUUGCAUUUGUGUGUUUUGCCUUUGAAACAAAACCCAAAUCUAAUCAGACCAAACACUUGAUCAUUUUGGUUGCUUUGUUCAUCAGUUUUAGUUACACAAAACAAGGGGUGUUGAAAAGUUGUCAGAAUCUUGGUUCUUUCUUCAAUCAUGGUUUUCCUCCACCUUAAGUUUCCAAAAACUUCAUGAACACUUCUCAAAAACCCUACUUUCUUACAUUCUGUGUUUCAUAUAUUAGUGUGCCAAUUUGACCUGAAUUUCAUAGAGGAUGUUGGGUGUGAAAUCAAGAAAUCUUGGAACUGUUCCAACGGCGGCGAAAGGCGGAGCUUCCACCUCUGGUGGCGGCGGUAUGUCCGCUUGGGAACUCCGGCCAUGUGGAAUGUUGGUGCAAAAGAGGAAUUCAGAUGUUAAUCCAAAUCAAAACAUAGUUCCAACUAUUAAAGUCAAAGUCAAAUAUGGUUCAUCUUAUCAUGAAGUCACCAUCAAAUCUCAAGCAACUUUUGGAGAAUUGAAGAAAAUGUUAGCCGGACGAACCGGAUUAAACCCUUUGGAUCAAAAACUAGUAUACAAAGACAAGGAACGCGACUCGAAAUCAUAUUUAGAUGUUGCAGGAGUCAAAGACGGAUCAAGAAUGACGUUGUUCAUCGAUAUACCAAGUCAAGAAAAAAGACUUGUUGAAGAUCUUAAAUCUGCAAAAAUGGAUAAAGCUAAGCUGCAGCCAUUAAUGGAGAUCACUUCAGAAGUUGAUAAGCUUGCUAAGGAGUUUGGAAAUUUGGAAAGAGAAAUUUAUGGUGGAAAGAAAGUUGAUGAAAAAAUGUUGUUGAAUUUGAUUGAAUUGUUGAUGUCACAAUUGAUCAAGUUAGAUGGAAUUGUAGCAGAUGGUGAUGUGAAAUUGCAAAGAAGAAUGCAGGUGAAAAGAGUGCAGAAAUAUAUAGAAAAUCUGGAUAUGUUGAAGAUUGAAAAUUCCAAGAUUGGUAAAGUUACAUUUGAGCAAAAACUGGUGUCAUCAAUGGAAAAGCAACGUGACUCAAUGAAGUGGCCAAUCGUGGUGACGACUCAGUGGGAGAAAUUUUGAUAAAUUUAUUAAUAUUUUUUGGUGUGAAAUACAUACAGUAUUAUCCUUCUGUUAUUCUGAUUCAGAUGCAUGUAUGUAUGUGUUAUGUGUCUAGUCUCUUGUCGGGGUUAGGAAUGGUGUUUUCUAUUUUGUAUGUAUAUAAUAUAUGAUUAUAUGAUAUGAUAUGGGUGGAUAAUCACGAAUUUCUUUUU